Molecule: messenger RNA, 2873 nt
Organism: Trichosurus vulpecula (common brushtail)
Lineage: Eukaryota; Metazoa; Chordata; Mammalia; Diprotodontia; Phalangeridae
Gene: LSM14B
Product: LSM family member 14B
Exons: 10
Coding region: 265-1536 (423 amino acids)
Molecular function (GO): mRNA binding
Source: RefSeq, a predicted model, not a curated record
AUAUUUAAAGGGCGGCAAGUGCGGCGGGUCGGCCCGCAGUGUGCGUGCGUGGGAGCAGAGCGCGCAGCUCGGUCGGGGAGCACCCGGAUGUGGCACUCCUCUCCCUCCGCCCCCCCGCGUUCCCCCUCCCUCCCCUCCCCCCAGAGGCCCAGGCCCCACAGGCAGCGGCGGGAGGUUGAGGUAGCUGCGGCGGCUUCAGUGCUUGUGCGGUGAGGAAGGCCGAACGGACCACGGGCCAGGCCUCGGCCCCGGCCGGCCGUGGCCAUGAGCGGCUCGUCGGGUACCCCGUACCUGGGCAGUAAGAUCAGCCUCAUCUCCAAGGCGCAGAUCCGCUACGAGGGCAUCCUCUACACCAUCGACACGGACAACUCUACCGUGGCCCUCGCCAAAGUGAGGUCCUUUGGUACAGAAGACCGUCCUACUGAUAGGCCUGCUCCUCCUAGAGAGGAAAUUUAUGAGUACAUCAUUUUCCGGGGAAGUGAUAUCAAAGAUAUUACUGUAUGUGAACCUCCAAAAGCUCAACACACACUCCCUCAGGAUCCUGCUAUUGUCCAAUCUUCCCUGGGCUCUGCCUCUACAUCAUCCUUCCAACCACAUGUGCCUUACAGCCCCUUUAGAGGUAUGCCACCCUACAACCAGCUUGCUGCCAGCUCAUUACUUAGCCAGCAGUAUGCAGCUUCCUUAGGUUUAGAGAAGUUGGUAAGCCCUCCAGCCUCAGCCGCUGCUUCAAGCCCUAGUUCUUCUCCAUCUCCACAGCCUGUUUCAGAGCUUGACAUGUCCUCAGAGCCUCAUCAGCUCUCUUCUAAGGGAGCUGGUUUUCCAUCCAUCCCGGUACGUAAGAGUCCCAUGGUGGAACAGGCAGUCCAGACUGGUUCUGUUGAUAACCUGAAUGCCAAAAAACUCCUACCCACCAAGACUCCCAUAGGGAUCCAACGCAAUGGUCGUCAGGUCCAACCAAACAGCAAAACCAGUGAUGUAGUUCAGCCAGUAGCUGUGCAAAAUCAAGGGCAGGUGAAUGAUGAAAACAGAAGACCUCAAAGAAGAAGGUCAGGGAACAGGCGAACAAGGAACCGUUCCAGAGGGCAGAACCGUCCAACAAACAUUAAGGAAAACACUAUUAAGUUUGAAGGUGACUUUGAUUUUGAGAGUGCAAAUGCUCAGUUCAACAGAGAAGAGCUUGACAAGGAAUUUAAGAAGAAACUGAAUUUUAAAGAUGACAAAACAGAGAAAGAAGAGAAAGGCGAUCCAGCAGUAGUAACUCAGAACAAUGACAGCACUACAGAGGAGGACCUCCUGGGACCUAACUGCUAUUAUGACAAAUCCAAGUCAUUCUUUGACAAUAUAUCUUCUGAACUAAAGUCCAGUUCUAGGCGUACAACAUGGGCUGAAGAAAGGAAGCUCAACACAGAGACCUUUGGAGUGUCAGGAAGAUUUCUUCGAGGCCGGAGCUUCAGGGGUGGCUUUCGAGGUGGAAGAGGCACUGGAACAGCCCGUCGCAACCAAACUUCCCAUAGAGCUGGUACUGGGAGAGUUUAAGAGUGUAACUAUUUGUUAAGUGGCACAAAGGUGAUGCUGUGUAUAUAAGAAAACAUUGAAAAUGCUGCACUUAAUGUGGGGAGAAAAUGGGUCAUUUUGUUUACUACUUUUUGGAAAAUCCCACAGUACUACUGCUUAUAGUUUGGACUUCAACUGAACUUGGACUUGUUCUGAGUAAAAACCACUUGUUUUUUGGAAGUGUUCAUGGGUAACCUCUUUUGAGGUGUCUUGGUCUCUUUCUCCCCUUCCCCCCUUUUUUUCUUAAAAACAUAGCCUGAUUUUAAGCUUUUCUUUUGGUAUUUUGCAGAAGGGUUUCCUGUGUUCUUUAGUGAGGGUUUAACUAAAUCUUUUUUUUUUUUUUUGAAACAAUAGCUUUGAUUUUUAAAAAGUAGAACCAAAUCUCAUUAAAAACAAACCACUUACAUUUUUUAGUAACCAAACUGACCCUUUGGUGCUGCUGGUCUGUCACUCCCACUUCUAAGAAGCAACAUGUUUCAGUAACUCUUGGGUGUCUGGAGACCUGGAUACCCAGUACUUAACGGGGUUUAUGAGUACUUGGGGUGGUUUGGGGGUGGGUUGGGAGGGAAUAUAGGGGUUGUCACAAGGAUCAUGUAUAAGCAAGCAACAGAGUACCCAGGGUAGGUGUCAGACAGAACCCAGAGAUGAGUUGUCAGAAGAGGAAGAGUUAAAGGUGACUUCCAAGAGGCCCUAUGAAUAUUCAAAGCUAAGGGGCCAGGGUAGACUAUCAUCCCUAUGGGAACUGAUGGGGAAUAUAAAACUCAGGGCCACCCUCCCUAGAAAACCUCUUCACCAGCCCUCCUUGUUGCUGCCAACCUGUCUCUGGUACAUGCUGCUUACCAGUCGUGUUGGAUUUUGGCAUAACGCUCUUGAAUGCUGUUCUCAUCCACUUAGGAAUGGGGGGGAGGGGGGAGGGAAGGAGAAAAGAGCAACCUGCUCUUCAGUGAAGUUGAGUUGGCAAAGGGCAUGUUUCCUCCAAAUUGUAAAUAGUUCCAUUGGUUUUUUUUGUUUGUUUGUUUUAAAGGUGGGGUGGAGGGAGGGUGGGGAACAUAAAUUUGUUGCAUGAGUAAAUGGGUUACAUCUUUAGUAUAGGCAUGUGCCCCUCUCUGGUUGACAGGGCAUUUUGUUGAAAUAAGCACCUUGGUAAUUGAAAACUCCCUUAAAAUAGAUACAGAGGUUUUAGUUAUGCAUUGACUAAGUUACUGUAAAAGCUUGGGUUUAUUUUUGUAGGAGUUAAUUGCUAAGAAUUAGAAACAUAGCAAUGGGGCUGCUCUGUUGGAGUAUUGUAAAUUAUAAAUAAAACAUGCAAAUGUUUAAUA